CUGUGGGUAUUUCCUCACGUUACUCUUUUUCUUAGUAUUACCGUUUGCUUUUGGUUUCAGUUAAUUAUUUGAAUUAUUUCAUUUUCUAAAGAUACAUCGAGAAACAGCUGUGCCUACGUGUCCGUGAAGCUCCACAUGAUCGAAAUCCUCACGAGUUUGGUCGUCCUGUCGAUGAUUUCUACCGUGAUUUUGUUCGAGUGGAAGAUCAAAAUCGACAAAAAUGAACUUCCGUGGUUAGAGGAACUCGUUAAGAAUAUGAAAAUCGAUACUUUCACAACGUCCGAAUGGUUCCAGGUGUGUUACUACGUUAUCCUCGGACACGUGUCCUCGCACGGGACGAUCGUCUUGCCCCGUGAAACGAACCACCUUCUUUUCACCGUAACUUCAUUGAUCUUUGCUCUGACCAUAAGAUCAUUGCUUCUUGCCUACAUGGUGGACAAUUUCCACAGGAGGGAUUACGCGAAAAGUAUUUUUAGAUUCAAGAGAAUGAUCCUAGGGGAAUUACUUGGGGUGAGUGAUCUUCGGCGUAUAAAAUGUGACGAAAUGCGGACUCGUGAACUAAAAUAUAUAAUUGUUUUCCAAGUCUACGGUAACCAAAACGACGAUGGAUCAGAUUUAUAAGCGUUACGCAUUAUUUUGGGAGACUCAAGGGGCGCAAAAUUUGACGAUCGAUCAGUUCGUCGUAUACCCUUUGAUCUUCAGAGCUGAGUGUAGUCUCGAAUUGUCAUGGGACAUGUUCAAACAUGUAAUUAUAUCAGUUUGUAUAUGACAGUAAGCUCGUGGGAAGAAUAUGAC
Messenger RNA from Athalia rosae (coleseed sawfly), 795 nucleotides. RefSeq lists its product as uncharacterized. The transcript has 2 exons. NCBI's taxonomy places the organism in Eukaryota, Metazoa, Arthropoda, Insecta, Hymenoptera, Athaliidae. The record is from RefSeq and is a predicted model, not a curated record. The coding region runs from base 136 to 621 and encodes 161 amino acids.